AUGGCGACCGUUCCUGCCAUCCUGAGGAAGAAAGGAUACCUGAGGAGAGGAGGAGGAGACAGCAGUGGAGCAAACGCACAGAUGAAGAUUGAUAGAGGAGACAUGGAUGGAAACACUUCUGCAUUUCUCCACAGUCUCCGGGGGGAAGCGGGAGCAUCAGUGAUACACCGCCGCGCGCUCCGCUGCAGGAGGCUGGACGUCAAUCACACAGAGGUGUGGAUGGAUGUUGAAUAUUUCAGCUCUCAGCAGCAGCAGCAGCAGCAGCAGUCUGUCUCAAUGGAGAGGGAAUUGAUCUGCGGAGACUGUAACAUGGUGUUUCGCUCCACUGGGCUGCUUGAAAAACACCAAGCACUCCUCUGCGUUGGGAGCGAGGUAGGACACCUUCAGGUGCAGAGACACAGCUCUGAACUUCUCACAAGAGACAAACCUGGAUAUGUGGAGCAUAAACAGACAAGAACCCCUGACCUUGUUCAGCUGAGAGGUCAACAAAGGAACAUGACCAGGUGGAGGAGUGUUGAUGCCAAACCUCAGCCAGCAAGAGCAGAGGACAAACUAGCAACCAGCCAGAUUGAGAGGGCAACUCUGCAAGACCUCACACAUGAGGCAAGUGGGCAUCAGCUGGGUCACAGUGAGAGACUUGAGGAGAUGAGGGAAAUGGCGACGCUCCACGAGCGCCAACUGGCCCUGAUACGUGCUCACAACCAGCAGCUGGAGCAGCAGAGAGAUGAGCUGGCCCAUCAGGUGAGUGUCCUGUCUGAGCAAAGCAGCACAACUCACCUGGAGAGUCUGCUGAUGGAGCUCAGAGAGCAGGAGGAGAGAAACGAGGAGACGCUGCAACAACUCGCUGAACAUCUGCAUGGAUUACGUGUGCAAGAGGGCUCUGUACCUGCUGAUCAGCCAGAUCCACGCAAGAAUAAAAAGAUGCAUCAUGACAGCUACAAGCUCAUUUUGUCUGCAGAUGGCCCUCUCUCUGCUCAGAUAAAAGCCCUGUGGCAGGCAUACAUGCAGUCAGGUGGGUCAGAUCCAGCCAUUGUGGCACAAAUGGUUGACCUGCAGGCAGAAGCCCAAAGUCUGGAGAAGAACCAACCAGCGACAGCCGGCGAGGCCAAAAUGAAGAAGAUGAAGCCUCCUCGGCGGGGUCCAGGCUGGGAGCUGCUGGCUGUAGAGCAGGAGAACCAGAGACUGGAAGUGGAAAUCCUCAGGAUCCAGCUGGCAAGGGAGCGACACCAUAACUAUGAUGCAGCAGUGAGGACUGAGCUUGAGCUGAUUCAGAGGGAGAACCUCCUGCAGAUUGCCAGUUUACAGGCAGAGAUGGAGAGAAGCAAAGCUCCCAGGCCCAGGAGACAGCCUCCUCCGCCUCCCCCACCUCCACUCCCACUCCAGCCCAACACUCACAUUCAUGCACCUCUUUCACUGUUUCAGGCCAGACCCCUUUCUUCUCCACUGGGAAGAUUUGUUUUGGACUCCCUGGAUUCUCUGGGUCCGGCUCCCUACGACCCUGCAGCUGGUUUUGUGGUUUUCUACGACCUGUUGCUGGGAGUUGAUGUUUCUCAGAGGGUGCUGCGUUUGGUGGUAGCUCUCCUCGCAGAAGGUCAGGAGGUGGGAUCGCCGACUCUGCUGCCCCCUGUUCAGUGCCUGCCGGGACUUUCCCUUCCUUACACCCACAGCCUCACCCCUUGGAACUACGCUCUCCUGUCGAUCAAACAGCCUGUGCCCAGGAUCCAGCCGACACCAUCCCUUUGUCUAGUGGUGGAGGUGCAGGCAGCCAGAGAUCUGAACGUUCACAGCCAGGAGGUCUUAAAACUGACGUCCUGUGGCUGGACACGAGUGGACCUCUUUGACCAGUACAACCAGCUCCGUAGUGGCCACUGGAGGGUGCCAGUGCGCAGUCUGCCCAUUCAACCCUCCUUAAAUCUUGCCCAGCUCAACUCAGUACCACAGGUGGGCAACAUGGAGCUGUGUGUACGCUUGGUCAAUGGAAGAGAUGGAGAUGUUCAAACCCUGGCAAAACCUGACCCAGCCAGCACCAGUCGCUACAAAUACCCAGCUGUGGUGUCCUCACAUCCUGCGACUGUCCAUGGAAACGCAGCUCUGCCAGUUUCAGCUCCAAAGCCCACAAGAGUGGAUGACGUGUCCUCUUUUUUGUCUUUCACUAAUCACCAAGACCCUCCACCCACAAAGGCCAGUCAGAGUUGA
Epinephelus fuscoguttatus (brown-marbled grouper) is the source of this 2196-nucleotide messenger RNA. It is a transcript of the gene ccdc17, whose product is annotated as coiled-coil domain containing 17. Bases 1 to 2196 code for a protein of 731 amino acids. The record is from RefSeq and is a predicted model, not a curated record. Lineage: Eukaryota; Metazoa; Chordata; Actinopteri; Perciformes; Serranidae. The transcript is spliced from 17 exons.